Molecule: messenger RNA, 2079 nt
Organism: Balaenoptera musculus (blue whale)
Lineage: Eukaryota; Metazoa; Chordata; Mammalia; Artiodactyla; Balaenopteridae
Gene: TRIM38
Product: tripartite motif containing 38
Exons: 8
Coding region: 513-1898 (461 amino acids)
Molecular function (GO): protein binding; zinc ion binding
Source: RefSeq, a predicted model, not a curated record
AGUUUACUGAAUUAUUAACUUGUCCCUUCGUUUUAUUACUGUAAAAGAAAAAUAUUUUUCCUACAGUCUCCCCUCCCUUUCAGGACAAGCUGAGUGUAAAAGCUACGGGCAAUUUCACGAGCUUCCUCCCCGGAUCUACAGGGCGGCACCUCCCACAGCAGUUUCACUUCUGAGUUUAGACCAGUCUGAGUUAACUUCCUCACCCAGAUCUCAGGAACCGGCAGCGACCAGCGACGGAGGGAGCUAGCAGUGCAUAUGUGCUCGCUGCAUGGUGAAGGGAGUGAGAAGGGUCCAGGCCCAGGUUUUUUCGGUGGAGGGAAAGGAGACGUACUCCAUGUCAGAUCUCCGAAGAUCCAGGAUGUGAGAGAGAAGACCACGUGACCUGUGGAGGCCAGUGGCAGCCAGUGCAUCGGAAAGAGCCUCAGACAAGGUGAAGUUCCAUCACUGUGGGAAAGUUCUGGCUGCUUAAUCUCUGCCUCUGGAUCCAAUAUUAGAGAUUUUCAGGAAAAGCCAUGGCCUCAACCCCAAUCACCAAGAAGAUGAGGGAGGAAGCCACCUGUUCCAUCUGUCUGCAACUGAUGACCGAGCCAGUGAGCAUCAGCUGUGGCCACAGCUACUGCCACUGGUGCAUCAUGAGCUUCUGUGAGAUGCAACCAUGGCUGGAGUUGUUCUCCUGUCCCCAGUGUCGGGUGCCAUUUAAAAUGGCGAGCCUCCGACCCAACAAGCAGCUGGGAAACCUCAUUGAAGCCAUCAAGGAGAUGGACCAGGAAAUGUCAUGUGAGGAACAUGGAGAGAAGCUCCAUCUGUUCUGUGAAGACGAGGGCCAGCUCAUCUGCUGGCGCUGUGAUCGAGGACUGCAGCACAAAGGGCACACCACAGCUCUGGUGGAAGAUGCAUGCCAAGGUUACAAGGAAAAGCUCCAGGAAGCUGUGACAAAAUUGAGGCAACUGGAAGAGGAAUGUAUGAACUUGAAGGUGUUCACGGCAAAGCAAAUAACCGAAUGGAAUGAGAAGACAGAAGUUCAGAAACAAAAAAUCCAGUCUGACUUUAAGAAUCUCCAGAGCUUCCUGCAUGAGGAAGAGAAGUCUUACCUAUGGAAACUGGAGAAAGAAAAAGAGCAGACUCUGAGGAGACUGAGGGACAAUGAGGCCAAGCUUGAACAGAAGAGCCAUGAACUCGAGAGCUACAUCCAGGAACUAGAGCAUAAAUGUCAGGGCUCAGCCCAAAAUUUGCUGCAGGAUGUGAAAGAUACUUUGAGCAGGAGUUGGGCUGUGAAGCUAGAACAACCACAGGCCCUCUCUUUGGACGUUCAUACUGUGUGCAAUGUUUCUGAGCUUUACUUUGAUGUGAAGAAAGUGUUAAGGAGCUACCAAGUCAGCGUGACUCUGGAUCCAGAUACAGCUUAUUACGAACUAAUUCUGUCUGAGGAUCGGAGACAAGUGACUCGUGGAUGCCCCCAGGAGAAUCUUAAUAUUUCUUCUAGGAGAUUUAGUGCCUUACCCUGUAUCCUGGGCUGUGAAGGCUUCACCUCCGGAAAACAUUACUUUGAAGUGGAUGUGGGAGAAGGGACUGGGUGGGAUUUAGGAGUCUGUAUGGAAAAUGUGCAGAGGGACACUGUCAUGGUGCAGACGCCUCAGUCUGGAUUCUGGGCCAUCAGACUGUGCAAAAAGAAAGGCUAUGUAGCGCUUACCUCUCCCCUAACUUCCCUUCAGCUGAGGGAGCAGCCCCUGGUUGUGGGGAUUUUUCUGGACUUUGAGGCUGGAGUUGUAUCCUUUUACAACAUGACCACUGGUUCCCACAUCUUCACCUUCCCAAAGGCCUCCUUCUUUGACACUCUCCGGCCCUAUUUCCAGGUCUAUCAAUAUUCUCCUUUGUUCCUGCCUCCCCCAGAUGAGUAAGGGAAGGAGCAAAGUCUCCUCCUUGAUUUAACUAGCAUAGAGAGUAUAAUCUGAAUCCCAUGAGGACAGAAAUGUGGUCUCUUUUCUUCGCUGCUAUUUCCUUGUACCUAAAACAGUGCUGGGUUUUUAGUGUAUACUUAAUAAAUCUGCCUUGAAUAAAUGACUGUAAUGACUGUAAAAA